Molecule: messenger RNA, 3153 nt
Organism: Phaeoacremonium minimum UCRPA7
Lineage: Eukaryota; Fungi; Ascomycota; Sordariomycetes; Togniniales; Togniniaceae
Product: putative replication factor c subunit 1 protein
Exons: 2
Coding region: 1-3153 (1050 amino acids)
Biological process (GO): DNA repair; DNA replication
Cellular component (GO): nucleus; DNA replication factor C complex
Molecular function (GO): DNA clamp loader activity; ATP binding; ATP hydrolysis activity
Source: RefSeq, a predicted model, not a curated record
AUGCCUGCUGAUAUCCGAUCGUUUUUCGGCGGCAAAGGGGGCGCCGCCCCAGCGAAGGCCCCGCCCAAGAAGGAGAACGACUCGGCCAAGAAACCACGGGCGAAGGGCCGCAAGGUCGUCGAUGAUAGUGACGAAGACGAUGAGCCUGUAGCUCAACCGAAAAAGCAGGCAAAGGCCACCCCGAAGAAGAAGGCUGCAGAACCCGAUGCCGUUAAGGGGACUGCCAUCUCCGCCAACGACUAUUUCGCAUCUUCCAAGGCAAAGCCUCAGAAAGUUGAUGGCACACCAAAAUCAGCUACCAAAACUCGUACCCAGGUCGAGAUUCGACAAAGUCCACGGAGCAAGCAGCCGGCUGCACCUCCCGCGGCCGACACAGCGAAGAGUGCCACAAAUGGCAUUAAGAAGAAAGCCACAACAACAUUUCACAAGCAUGGCCUUGACGACGACGAAGAUGCAUACAUGGACGAUGAAGAUGGAGGGGACGAUAUCUUCGCUGCUGACAUUAAGGGCCGUAAGAGAAAGAACGACGACUACGAGGAUGAUGAUAGUGAGGACGAGUUUCUGCCAAAACCUAAACGGGUGGCCUCUCGAGGCAAGCCUGCAGUGAAGGCCGAGGAAUCGGAUCAAGAUGUGAAGCCUACCGCAACGAAAGCAGCCAAGAAUGGCAAGCCAGCAGCGGCCGGCAAGAAGCGAAAGACUCCUGUUAGUGACGAGGAUUCAGAUGAUGCCACUCCACGCAAAAAGGCUGCUGCUAAGCCUCGUGCUCCAAGAGCGAAGAAGGCCGCAGAACCAGAGAGUGCCGACUUCCAAGCCAUCAUUGAUGCUGUCCCCACUGUCCGACCUCCAACACCACCGCCCAAGGACCCGAACUUCAAGUUUGAUUGGCGAAAGGCAGCUCCUGGGGGUGGUAACUCCGGGCCUCCGCCUAAUGCGGGCGCUGCCGAUAUCCCUGAAGGAGAGGAGAACUGCCUGAUCGGUAUGACUUUUGUUUUUACGGGCUUGUUAAAGACCAUUGGCCGAGAAGAGGCUCAAGCUCUCGUCAAACGAUAUGGUGGAAAGGUCACAGGUGCACCGAGCAGCAAAACCACCUUCGUCGUGCUCGGCGACGAUGCGGGCCCCAGCAAACUCACAAAGAUCAAGCAGCUGAAUAUCAAGACGAUCGAUGAAAAUGGUCUUUUUGCACUGAUACGUACUGCUCCCGCGAAUGGAGGCACCGGCAAGGGCGCCGCGAAGGCCCGGGAGAAGCAAGAGGCCGAUCAAGAGAAGAUCAAACAGCAGGCAGCAGAGAUGGAAAAGGAAGAGAAGGCGCGAAAAGCCGAAGCAGAGAAGGCCCGCAAGGCCGCGUCUGUCCGAGGUGCUACCGGCCCGGCUCAACCAGCAGCCAACUCUCAAUUAUGGACGACUAAAUAUGCCCCGUCUCAACUGAACCAGAUCUGCGGAAACAAAGGCCAAGUCGAAAAGAUUCAAGCCUGGUUGAAGAACUGGCCGAAAGCGCGAAAGUAUGACUUCCAGAAACGUGGAGCAGAUGGCAUGGGAGCUGCACGUGCGAUCAUUCUUUCAGGACCUCCGGGCAUUGGAAAGACUACUGCAGCACAUCUCGCCGCAAAAUUGGAGGGAUAUGAUGUGAUAGAAAGCAACGCCAGCGACACUCGAAGCAAGAAAUUGGUGGAGAAUGGCGUUAGCGAUGUCAUGACCAACACCUCUUUACUAGGCUAUUUCGCUGGAGACGGCAAGAAGGUUGAGGAUGCCAAGAAGAAGAUCGUGCUCAUCAUGGAUGAGGUGGACGGUAUGUCUGCAGGCGAUCGUGGUGGCGUUGGCGCUCUGGCGAAGUUUUGUAAGAAGACCGAAGUACCCUUGAUUCUCAUUUGUAACGAACGUCGACUACCCAAAAUGAAGCCUUUCGACUUUGUUGCCUUUGACAUCAAGUUUCAGCGACCCACGGUUGACCAAGUCCGCUCUCGAAUCAUGACAAUUUGCCAUCGCGAAGGCUUGAAGUUGCCUGUUCCUGUUGUGGAUGCGCUUAUUGAGGGCAGCAAUAAGGAUAUUCGACAGAUCAUCAACAUGAUUUCAACUAUCAAACUCGACCAGACCUCUAUGGACUACGACCAGAGCAAGUCGAUGUCAAAGGCAUGGGAGAAACAUGUCAUUCUCAAGCCAUGGGAUAUUUGCCAGAAGAUGCUUGCGGGAGGACUUUUUGCCCCAGCGAGCAAGGCAACUCUGAAUGACAAGAUAGAGCUCUAUUUCAACGACCACGAAUUCAGUUAUCUUAUGAUUCAAGAGAAUUACUUGCGCACGCGCCCGAUGGCGCUACAGGGCAGAGGCUACAACAAGAGAGAAGAGAACAUGAAAUAUCUCGAACUCAUGGAUCAAGCUGCCGAGAGCAUCAGCGAUGGCGACCUUGUUGAUAGGAUGAUACACGGGCCCCAGCAACAAUGGAGCUUGAUGCCAACUCAUGCAGUCUUUAGUUCGGUAAGGCCUUCGAGCUUCGCUGCUGGUCAACUCUUGGGCUCCAACUUCACAUCAUGGCUUGGAAAUAACGCCAAGAGUGGCAAGCUGGGCCGCUACAUCAGGGAGAUUCACUCCCAUAUGAGAUUGAAGUCGUCUGGUGACCAUAACGAGAUUCGUCAGCAGUAUCUUCCUGUUCUUUGGUAUCAGCUCAUCCAGAGAUUAUCUGUGGAGGGCAAAGAUGCUGUCGAAGAGAUAAUAGAUCUGAUGGACAGCUACUACUUGACGAGAGAGGAUUUCGAUUUCAUCAAGGAGUUGGGAAUUGGACCGCAGUCAGAGGACGUCGUCAAUUUUGAGUCCCAGACCAAGGCGGCAUUUACUCGAACUUACAACUCGAUGUCACACCCUGUUCCGUUCAUGAAGGCCAGUAAUGUUACUGCCACGAAGAAGGUGGCCAAGGAGAUGCCUGAUCUUGAGGAGGCUAUCGAGGAAGAAGAUGAUAAUGAUGUUCUUGAGCCAGCUGAGGCUGACGAUGAUGAAACCGAUAUCAAGAAGGACAAAUACAUCAAACAGCCGAAGCAGAAGGCUAAGAAGGCAACUAAGAAACCCACAAAAGCUGAGGAUGAUGAUGAAGACGAUGAUGUGAAACCUGCAAAGGGACGUGGCAAAGGGAAAGCAGCCGCUGCCAAGGGCAAGGGCAAGAAGUGA